Molecule: messenger RNA, 1390 nt
Organism: Labrus bergylta (ballan wrasse)
Lineage: Eukaryota; Metazoa; Chordata; Actinopteri; Labriformes; Labridae
Gene: nat14
Product: N-acetyltransferase 14 (GCN5-related, putative)
Molecular function (GO): N-acetyltransferase activity
Source: RefSeq, a predicted model, not a curated record
UGCGCAGUGCGGUUUUGCACGUACGCAAACGGCGUGGACGGUGGAGUCAAGCGUCGUUCAACGGGACGGAAAAGGAGCAUGUUAGUAUUCUGAAUACUUUCUCUACGCAAGAAUCACAUUUGUUGCCAUUCAAUCAAAACGUACCGAGCCUGCAUGGGAUCAGCCUCAACCUUAAGAGGGUCACUGUGUACACUGUCGAUGACAGCAUAGAGCCCAAACAUGGUGAGGCUAGGGCUGGAUCAGGUGGAGAUGAGGAGGAUGAAGGAGGACGACAUAGAGAUGGUCAAAGCCCUCAUCAAGGAGGGCUGCGGGGGCACAGAAAACCGUCUCAUCCUCCACAUCCUUACCCGUCCGCUCUGCCUCUUCAUCCUGGCUGUUUUCUCCUCAAUCCUCCGCUGCCUUGUCCAUUCUUUUAUCCUGGCACUUGCUAUUCCUGUCUUCCUGCUAAUUAUCUAUCUCAAGAUCACGAUGCCACGGUCCACAGGGGUUCUGGGUAGCAGCCGCCCCUAUUGGGACUAUGUGGGUAGCAGCUAUAGAGGGUCACAGGAUGAGAAACUGCAGAAUCCGUAUUGUAGGAUCAGUGGAAAAGCCCCAGUGACCAAAAAGCCAAGGCGCAGAAUCGGAAUCAAGGACAAGGACAAAGACAAAGACACGUCAACUGAGAGGGUCACCCCAGACAGGGAGCAGGCAGCAGGGCAGGUCUGGGUGGCAGACUGUGAGGGGGAGAUCAUUGGCUGCAUCUUCCUGGAAAGUGAGAAUCGAGCACACAUCAGGAGGAUCUGCAGGUUGGUGACAGGCUGCUGGUACCGCAGGGAGGGCCUGGGCAGGCUGCUUGUCCAGAGUCUGGAGCAGAGAGAGAGGGACAACAGCGCCCAUAGAGUGUACGCACACGUCCCCUACCCAUCAAAGGUGGCAGAGGCCUUUUUCAGGAAGAUAGGUUAUGUACAGCUUGGGGAGGGGGCUAAUGAAGAAGAAGACACUGAGAUGAACCUGGAGACACCAGAAAGAGGCUUUUUGGGACACCCACUCACUAAGGUGUUUUACAAAGACCUGUGACUAGUUAAUGAUGGACUCUGAAAAAAUGCAAAGGGGCGUCUAAAAAGAGAACAAUACAUCGUGCAAUCCCUGCUUAAAAUGUGUCAUUGCCGCAACAUGUUUGGCUUUUGUGUGAAAUAAUUUAUUGAAUAUUUACUGUAUGUUAUUUAUGACAGUAUUUAUAUACUUUUGAUUGCUGUUUUGUAUGUUUGAACAUACUUUUUGUUUACGACAUAAAAAGCAAUCCCUCUCCCCAUGUGUUUAUUUUAAAUGACAUCUCAAGGCUUCAUAGUUAUGUGUUCUCUUAUCAGUUGUAUCUAAUUAAAAUAUUUACGUUAAAAGUGUUUGACAAAGA